Drosophila grimshawi is the source of this 817-nucleotide messenger RNA. RefSeq lists its product as uncharacterized. Bases 19 to 732 code for a protein of 237 amino acids. Gene Ontology annotation, biological process: positive regulation of DNA-templated transcription. The record is from RefSeq and is a predicted model, not a curated record. Gene Ontology annotation, cellular component: nuclear body. NCBI's taxonomy places the organism in Eukaryota, Metazoa, Arthropoda, Insecta, Diptera, Drosophilidae. The transcript is spliced from 3 exons.
GAUUUGUUUGGAUUUCAAAUGGCUAAAGUGCGAAAGCCGGCCAUUUUUUGGAUAAACAAACACGAAAAUCUAUUAUUUACGCUAUGGAACCAGAAUAUAUGUGCACUGAAAAACAGUCGAACACGCUAUCACAUCUAUCAGGCGAUUGCCGAGAAACUAAUCGAAGCUGGCCAACAACUCGAGUGGAAAGAUGUGAGAACCAAACUUGAUAAUCUCACCCGAAAAUACAAGGAAGAACUGAGACAUUUUCGCACCACUGGCUGCAAAUCAAAUUGGCGGCAUUUUGACAAAAUCCAACAAAUUCUGGGCGACGUUAACGUGGCCAACGAACUGCUGCCGAGUGAUGAUAAUGAAACGAUAAGCAAAGAGGAACCAUUUGACUACGAGGACUUAGCCUUCGACACCACCAACGCCUAUUCGGAUGCCUCAAAUUCAUCGCUGCUCAUCCAGGAGCGAGAUCAGCGACAUUUCGUGGACAUCAGCACGCUGGCAGAACCAACAUUAAACACAGAGCGCAGACCAGCGACCAAGAAGCGUAAAGCAUCCCUCAACAGCAGCAGCAACAGCGAUCAAUUGACUCCCUUCGAGAAGGCAAUGCUGGAGAUCGAAAGGGAUCGCUCCGAGCGCUUGGAGCGGAUUGCGCAACAGCGUCUGAAGAUUAUGCGUCGCAUGGCGGCCGAGAAUUCAGAUUUUCAUAGUAAAAUCAUUGCACUCAUGAAGAGCAAAAAGUAAUGCUUAAAAAUAAGUAAUUUUAUAUUGGAGAAGAAGACCAAGAACUAAACUAUAAUAAUAAGUAAUAUUAUGUCGUAGAUUAAAU